UUACUUUGAGCAUCAUAAUUAAUUGUUGUUGCGGCAUGGGUCGUAUGACGCUUGCUUUCUCUGUAUUGGCCAAGAUUUUCAGGAUGGAUUACCAACCUAAUACGGUAACAUUAACAACAAUCCUGAAAGGUCUCUGUCUCUGUGGUAAUGUUGAAAAAGCAGUGCGCUUUCAUGACAGAGUGCUGGCUCAUGGAUUUCACUUUAAUCAAGUCACUUAUGGGAUCUUGAUUAAUGGUCUCUGUAAGACCGGACACACAUCUGCUGCAAUUCAAGUGUUGAGAAAGAUCCCACGGUAUGGCAUUGUUCCUGAUGUCUUCAUGUACAGCGCAAUUAUUGAUAGCCUCUGCAAGGAUACACUUGUAAGUCAGGCUUUUCAUUUAUUCUCUGAAAUGCUUUCUAAGGGAAUUUCUCCCGAUGUUACCACAUACAGUCCUCUCAUUUUUGGAUUGUGUCUUGUGGGUCAAUAUAAGGAAGCCGUUGAUUUACUAAGUCAUAUGAUGCUUAAAAACAUUACUCCUAAUGUUUAUACCUAUAGUACUUUGAUCGAUGGACUAUGCAAGGAAGGAAAGAUCAAAGAUGCUAAGAAUGUGUUGGCUGUGAUGACAAAACAUGGUGUGAAACCAAAUGUGGUUACUUAUAACAGCUUAAUGGACGGAUAUUGUUUGGUUAAUCAGGUAAAUAAGGCAAAAUACGUAUUCGACACAAUGGCUGAGAGUAGAGCGUUUCCUAAUGUUCGGAGUUACAAUAUCAUGAUUAAUGGCUUUUGUAAGAGUAAAAUGAUCGAUGAUGCCUUGAAUCUCUUCGAAGAGAUGCGUCGCAAGAACUUGGUUCCUGACACGGUAACUUACAGUACUCUAAUUGAUGGCUUGGGAAAAUCAAGGAGAAUAUCUUGUGCCUUGGAGCUUCUUGAAAAGAUGCAGGAUAGAGGUCAACCUGCUGAUAUAGUCACUUACAGUUCUUUACUGGAUGCUUUGUUCAAUAUCAAACAACAUGACAAGGCACUUAUGUUAUUCAAUCAAAUAAAAGAGUGUGGCAUUGAUCCAGAUAUAUAUACAUACACCAUACUUAUAGAUGGCCUGUGCAAAAGUGGAAGACUUCAAAAUGCAAAAGAGAUUUUUCAAGAUCUUUCCAUUAAGGGUUAUCGUCCGGAUGUGAGGACAUACACUAUUAUGAUAAACGGGCUCUGCAAAGAGGGCCUACUUGAUGAAGCAUUGGCCUUAAUGUCUGAAAUGGAAGACCAUGGUUGCUCUCCGAAUGCUGUAACUUAUGAAACAAUUAUUCGUGCUCUGUUGGAAAAAGGUGAAAAUGAUCAAGCGCUGAAACAUCUUCGUGAAAUGAUCUCUAGAGGCUUAUGGAAAAGGCAAGAGGAGAAAUAAAUCAACUCAAAUUAAUAGAUUUUCUGUUGUAACUGGUGGGUUAGUGCUUAAGAUUUGUUGAUAGUAAUUAAGAGCUCAUGAUUGGUCUGGUGAGCAACUGUGCUUUAUUUGACUGAAUCUUCCUAGAAUUCUUCUGAAAGACAUGCAGUGGCAAGAUUAAUGACGUAGAUAUAUGAUUUUCACUGCCAUCUUUGAAACAAAUACAUCUACUAAAUGCAUGGUACCACUUUUCUUUGGUUGACUAUUUCAACAUUUUGUUAUUUUUUAAAAUCUGAUCACAGCUGAAGAAACCUGUAUACUAAGUAUAUGAUUACACUUGAUGUUUCAAAAAAAAAAAAGGCUGUGCAAGAAGGAAUUUCUAGGAAUUUGGCUAAUAUGGUUCAAAUGUGAAUUAUCUUAAAACCUUUGUUCAUUUUCAUAAUUGAUGUUACUGAGCUGUAAUUCUUAGAAAUCAAUUGAAAAUAUGUUCAUUAUGUUGAUUUUCAUAAUUAAUGUUACUUAGUUGUAAUUAAUGGUAUCUCAAAACCUUUGUUCAUUUUCAUAAUAAUGUUACUCAGCAGUUGAUGCUUAGUUGAAUUAUUUAAUUAUUUCUCGUUGCAAAAUCCUAUAUAUGGAUUAUUAUAUUCUUGUUUAAAAUCAUGAUGAAAAGGUUUUAUUAUUAAAACAUGGUUUGAAGUUUUGUUGUCUGUUAUUAGCUACACCUGUCAUAAAAGAUUUGGGGAUUCUAAUUCCAAGUAUAAUCGUUUCUUCACCUGUUUCUUUGGUUUUUUUAAAUCUUCUCUGAAGUGAUGACUGGGGUUAGAAUAAAGAAUUAAAAGUGAAACAAUGUUGUACAGUUUGAAAUUGCAUUUGUUCUUGAAGAAUAUCUUUGAAUGUUAGUACAAUUUCUUUUGGGAUCAAAAGUUGAACUAUUAUAUAGCCUUACUGCUUAAGUGCUGAUUAAGUAUUUUGCAUUGGUGGUUGAGUAUUUUGGAUUCUUGACAUGGAUUUCAUCUUUGUUCCAUGCUUUCUGAUUGCUAGGUGCACUCAAGCAUGUUAAGUUGCAGCAUGGCAAAGACAAUAUUGAAGUUCUCUAGAAUUUUCCUUUAUACUUGGAUUUCAGUUUGCCCCUUUGAAAUCAUUGCGAGACACUUGAUUUAAUAUUUUCUCAGCUUAUUUGAUUUCUUGUUGAACCCGCCAUUGGAUUGUAUGCUUCAAAAUCAGUUUUAAAUGGAAGUGAAUAAUAGCUACUUUCACAAAAAUCACUCUUCAGACUGCACUAAUAAACAUAAAAUAAAUUGAUCUCAAACUAGAUAGAAUAUGGUUGAUGCUGCUAUAAACUUUGAGGAAUCAAUCUUAGCAUUAUAAUGAAAUUAGGUUCUUCAUGUACUAUUUAUUGUGUGGGGGUAAAGUAUUAUUUUAGUCCCCAACGUUUGGGCUAAGUCGUAAUUUGGUCCCUAAUAUUUCAAACGUCAUAUUUCAGUCCCUAACAUACACUGUUAUGAUCAAAGGGCUCUGCAAAGAGGGCUUGUUUGAAGAAGCAUUGGCGCUGUUGUUGGAAAUGGAAGACAAUGGUUGCUUACCAAAUAUUGUUACUUUUGAAACUGUUAUUCCUGCUUUGUUUGAAAAAGAUGAGAAUGACAUGGCAAAGAAACUUCUUUAGGAAAUGAUUGCUAGAGGCUUAUUGGAUGGUAUGAAGAAGCAUUGGCAUUCUUGUCAAAAAUGGAAGACAAUGAUAAAACAGAGAAACCUUGUGGUGAAAAGAUAUCUAGAGGCCUACUGCAAGGAAAAAAGUAGUUGCAUAUGUAAAGCUUUGCCUGAGGCAUAUUGUACAAAUGCGAUUAACUUGGACAAAACAAGAUCAUUAGUUUUCUUGUCAUAUAGAAUUUUCAACGUGCCAUAGUACAGUUACUUGAACCAACCAACAAAAUGGCAUCCUCGGCUGCAGAAAGAUUGAGGAAGCUAUUGCACUGGAUAUAUGUUUCCGUACAAAAUAUUUGAGGGAUGGACUAAUUGUAAUUAGAAAAAGUCUAGAAACCAACUACAAUAUAAGCCAACUCAAUCAGUCUCCUUUUAUUUUCAAUUUUGAAAUUUAAAAAAUUAGGGUAGUGGGGGGUUGGCUUACAUUUUGUGUGUAAUUAACCUAUUUUUCAACUAGUUGGCUCCAAUUCA
This is a messenger RNA of Arachis duranensis, 3527 nucleotides long. RefSeq names its product pentatricopeptide repeat-containing protein At1g62930, chloroplastic-like. The transcript is spliced from 3 exons. The coding region runs from base 36 to 1376 and encodes 446 amino acids. The record is from RefSeq and is a predicted model, not a curated record. Lineage: Eukaryota; Viridiplantae; Streptophyta; Magnoliopsida; Fabales; Fabaceae. Gene Ontology annotation, molecular function: protein binding.